This is a messenger RNA of Cicer arietinum (chickpea), 499 nucleotides long. NCBI's taxonomy places the organism in Eukaryota, Viridiplantae, Streptophyta, Magnoliopsida, Fabales, Fabaceae. The record is from RefSeq and is a predicted model, not a curated record.
CACCAACAAAAGCCUCGUCCUUACAUAUGAAAUACUAACCCUUAUGUACAAAUGAAUAGUGCCGCAACAAAAAAAAAAAUUGUAUUGGCUAGUAAGGAAUGAUGGCUAAUCUAGCGAUAAUUGAACUCAAGAGAAACAGUGAUAAGGUAGUGGAAGAAAUAGUGAAAUUGGAGAGAAAAAUAUUUCCAAAACACGAAUUGAUCGCUUCCUUUUUUUUCACAACGAACUCAAAAAGAAGACCAGUGGAUUGCUGUAUCUUCACGUUGAUGGCGAACUUGCCGGCUAUGUCAUGUAUUCUUGGCCUUCUUCCUUUUACGCUUCCAUCACCAAGCUCGCAGAGACGACGACCGACAAAGAAACGACCCAUUAGCAGAUCAGAUUCGUUGGACGAAAUCUUCAGUCGAGACGAGUUGUAAGUUGCAGGUGAUGACUAAUACCAUCAGGAGAGGCGGAAGCCACCAUGCCUUGGAGACCUUCAUUAUUAUGCAUUGUGUUGAUG